Arabis nemorensis is the source of this 1029-nucleotide messenger RNA. The record is from the annotation of a GenBank genome assembly. Lineage: Eukaryota; Viridiplantae; Streptophyta; Magnoliopsida; Brassicales; Brassicaceae.
AUGGAUUCCGACGACUCCAACCCUAAUCGCUUCGAAAUCCGUGUCAAUGACCGAGCUAAGCCCUCGUCUUCUCAACUCACGAGGAAGCGUGACGACGAAGAAGAUGUCUCCGACAAGGAAGCGAGGCUAAUAAGAAGAAAGAGACCAAAGAGUUCGACGACAACAACAACACCGGAAAUUGAUGAAAUGAAAUUGAGCUACAGAUCUGAUUGGGAUGCGCUUUACAGCUUUAUCAGAGGUUCUAUUGUACCAAACUUCUCAAAAGUGCAGCUAAGGAGCAAGGUCAGAAAGUUGAAGAAGAGAUUCACAGAUAACCUUGCUAAAUCCGAAGAUGGGAAAGGACCUGACUUUACUAAUGUUGAUGACGAUGAAAUCUUUAAAUUGUCAAUGAUCAUAUGGGGAAAGAAAAAUGAAACCGAAUGUGGUUCUAAUGAGAAUUUGGACCAAGGGAAGGAUGUGACUUCUGUGGAGGAGCAUGAGCAGAUUAAUGAGAAUGUGGAGCAAGAAAAGGAUUUGACUGAUGUGGAGCAUGAGCAGAUUAAUGAGAAUGUGGAGAAACCAAAGGAUUUGACUGAUGUGGAGCAUGAGCAGAUUAAUGAGAAUGUGGAGCAUGAGCAGAUUAAUGAGAAUGUGGAGAAACCAGAGGAUGUGAGUCAUGUGACUGAUGUGGAGCAAGAACAGAUUAAUGAGAAUGUGGGACAAGCAAAGGAUGUGCCUAAUGUGGAGCAUGAGCAAGUGAGUAACAUAAGUACAAAGAUUGAUAAUGGGGAGAAAGAGAAGAAGAGUGAGACAGCUGGUGUAGAUGAGUUUUGUGUUAUGCAGGACGCACUCGAGGCGGCAUUGUUAUCAUUUCCAUGUUUAGGUAGAAAUCACCAGAAGUUCUUGCUUCAGAAUCUAAGGAACCUUGAAGCCGAGAAAGAAAAAGAGCUAAGUGAUGAAUGGAAAGCAUUGCUUGGUGAGAAGAUGAAAUUUAAUAUCAAGAAACUAAAUUUCUCCGCAAAGCUUGCAGACGUAGGAGGUUCUGAUUAA